UCAAAAAUCAAAGAGAGUUCCUUAUAAUAAAAAUAGUGAGUCCUAACCUACCGCUACUAGGACUACUACUUUGUCCGUUAAAUUGAAUUUGGACCAUCUCACUGCAAAAAGUCUUGCAUGUACGAGUUCUUUCAUUUUGGUUGAAAUCAUCAUCUUCCUCGGAAUGUUCUUCUUUUUCUUGAACUUAAUUUUGAGUGAGUAGGUGCAAGAUAUACUGGGAAUUUUUUUGCAUAUUCACUAGAUCACCAGCUAUUGCCAGGGAUUUCAUUUUCUCUCAAAUUCAACAGAUCACUUGUUGCCAUAGCGUUCAUUCUCUCCAAAAAGAUCUGAGUCGUUGCACAGACGUCAGGGGUCAACCACGCCAAAUUUCUAUCAGUUCACACACAUAUUAACAAGUGUGAUGCAACCAGUGUAUACACAGAAGAGCAAGAAAAAAGCUGCAUCUUUUCUAUUCCAUCUCGCAAUUUCCAUACAUGGCUGCUUUUUUGUUCUUCGUUCUAUCAUCAGCAUUCUAUUCAGGAAUAGCAGCUCAACAAAGCCCUCUUAACAUUAGCGUAGGUUCUUCUCUAACGCCCACAGGCAACUCAUCAUCAUGGUUGUCGCCAACCCGAAUAUUUGCUUUUGGAUUCUAUCAGCAACGCAAUGGCUAUGCUGUGGGGAUUUUUCUUGCUGGAAUUCCUGAAAAGACUGCAGUUUGGACUGCCAACAGGGAUAACCCCAUUUUUUCGAGCAAUGUUUCGCUGAUUUUGUCUACAGAUGGCAGGCUCAUUUUGCAGCUGCCAGAAGGCCAAGACAUAACAGUUGUUGAUCCUUUGGAACCCAUUUCAUCAGCUUCUAUGUUGGAUUCUGGAAAUUUUGUGUUAUACAAUUCUGAUAAGGAAAUCAUAUGGCAAAGUUUCGAGCAUCCGACUAAUAGUUUAUUGCCUCGUCAGCAAUUGAUACCCGGUCAGGAGCUGAUCUCCAGUGCUUCAGAAACUGAUGAUUCAAGAGGAAUUUUUCGUCUUUUAAUGCAAACAGAUGGAAACCUUGUACAGUACCCAGUGGGAGCAGCAAACGGACCGGAAAAUGCCUAUUGGGUCUCUGAAACAUAUGGACACGGUCCAAAUGUAACUCUAAAUCUCGAGGAUGAUGGACAUCUCUACUUCAUCAAUUCAAGGGUUAAUAUAGUGAAGAAUCUUUCUGAUGGAGGACAUCGUAAGAACGAGAUGAUCUAUUUGAUGAAGAUUGAUGUGGAUGGUAUUUUCCGAUUGUAUUCACAUUCGAUAGAUCAGGGGGGCAAUUGGUCGAUCAUAUGGGAAUCUUCAACUGAUAAGUGUGAUCCUAAAGGCCUUUGUGGGUUCAAUAGCUUCUGUACUAAACCUGAUAACUUGGUCGAUUGCAAAUGUCUUCCUGGAUUUCAGUUUGUCAAUCAAGGAAAUUGGAGGUUGGGCUGUGAGAGAAGUUUUGUUACAGAUAGUUGUAAUUCCACGGAUUCAAAUGUCAACUAUACCAUUGAAUUCUUGGAAAAUACUGUAUGGGCAGAUUACACCUUUUCCAUUGUGAACACAAGCACGAAAGAUGAUUGUGCAAAGGUUUGUCUGGAAGAUUGCAACUGCGAAGCAGCAUUCUUCAAAGAUGGACAAUGCAAGAAGCAGAAGCUCCCAUUGACAUAUGGAAAAAGAGAAACUGACUCGAAUAUUGCUCUUGUCAAGGUCCACAAACGUGCAACUAUAGAUGAAGGUGUAAUUCCAAGUAAUCCUCUAAAAUGCAGAAAGGAAGAAGUUCGUGUCUAUGUCCUAAUAAUUGGGAUUUCCCUUGCUGUUCUUGCAGUUCUGAUAUCUGUAUUUGCUGGACUUUAUGUUCAGAAAAAUCGGGCAGGGGCCCAUAAACAAAUACUGGGAAAGGGAAAUGUCGAAUUUGUUGAGAAUGUGGCUCCAAGGGCCUUUACCUUUGCUGAGCUGGAGCAGGCAACAAAUGAAUUCAGAGAAGAGUUGGGCAAAGGAGCAUUUGGGACUGUGUACAAAGGGAUUUUGCCAAAUUCCAAGAAGAUUGUGGCCGUGAAGAAACUUGAGAAAGGAUUAGCAGAAGGGGAAAGGGAGUUUCAGAACGAAAUCUCAGUGAUUGGGAAAACGCAUCAUCGUAAUCUCGUCCAGCUACUUGGAUACUGCCUUGAUGGAGCUAAGAGGCUUCUAGUUUAUGAGUACAUGCGCAAUGGAUCGUUGGAAAAAAUCCUGCACAAACCAGAGAAUCAUCCAAGCUGGGACGAAAGAAUGAAAAUUGCCUGUGACAUUGCUAGAGGUAUUCUUUACUUACAUGAAGAAUGUGAGACACAAAUCAUCCACUGUGACAUCAAACCUCAGAAUGUACUCAUGGAUGAAAGCAGAUGUGCCAAUAUUUCUGAUUUUGGAUUGGCAAAGCUGUUGAAAAAUGAUCAAACCAGAACUUAUACAGGAGUAAGAGGAACAAGAGGCUAUGUUGCACCAGAAUGGUUCAGGAACUUGCCUGUGACAGUUAAAGCAGAUGUUUACAGCUUCGGAAUUAUGCUGUUAGAAAUCAUAUGCUGCCGAAAAAGCGUAGACUGUACCAGUCCUGAGAAUGAAGCAAUUCUUGAAGAAUGGGCUAAUCAGUGUUUUGAGGCUGGAGAGCUAUAUAAAUUGGUUGGUGAUGAGGAGGUUGAUGACGUGAGAGAACUGGAAAGAAUGAUCAAGAUAGCUCUUUGGUGCAUCCAAGAAGAGCCGGCACUUCGUCCAUCCAUGAAGAGAGUUCUAUUGAUGCUAGAAGGAACUGGUGACAUUCCAAUUCCUCCCAGCCUUCCAUCUUUUUCAAGUGUCUUAUAAUUGUAAUUUGUUGUUUUGGUAUUUUUCUAGUUUCACAUCUUAUCUAUUUUAUGAAAUAUGAACUUCAAUGUUGGACAAAUA
Coffea eugenioides is the source of this 2897-nucleotide messenger RNA. RefSeq names its product G-type lectin S-receptor-like serine/threonine-protein kinase LECRK3. The record is from RefSeq and is a predicted model, not a curated record. Gene Ontology annotation, molecular function: protein serine/threonine kinase activity; ATP binding. Gene Ontology annotation, biological process: protein phosphorylation; recognition of pollen. Lineage: Eukaryota; Viridiplantae; Streptophyta; Magnoliopsida; Gentianales; Rubiaceae. The transcript is spliced from 3 exons. Bases 474 to 2816 code for a protein of 780 amino acids.